Aspergillus versicolor CBS 583.65 is the source of this 1186-nucleotide messenger RNA. RefSeq lists its product as uncharacterized. The coding region runs from base 14 to 1174 and encodes 386 amino acids. The transcript has 5 exons. NCBI's taxonomy places the organism in Eukaryota, Fungi, Ascomycota, Eurotiomycetes, Eurotiales, Aspergillaceae. The record is from RefSeq and is a predicted model, not a curated record.
AUGAAGUGGAACAAUGUCGCCUGGGUACCUAGGGGAAAGCACUGUUAGCAAGCAGCGCGUUCCUACGCUUGUCCUUCCGGCGCUGGCAAUAUGCUUUCUCGUCUGCAGACUCAUAUCCAGGAGACUGAAGCGUCUGUCUCUUGGGAUAGAUGACUACACUUUGAUUGUUGGACAGAUCUUUGUUAUAUCCAUUGCAGGAAUCAAUUAUGCUGCAACAUACUACGGAAUGGGCCGGCAUAUGGCAGCCGUCAUGCAAGAGGGAUUCAACAUGGUCAUUUACAUGAAGCUCCUCUACGCCUUCGAACCCCUCUACAUCACCGCCGUCGCCAUCAUAAAAUUCUCCGUCCUCCUCAUGUACAACCGCAUCUUCCCCGUCCGCAGCAUCCUCGUCGGCAGCUACAUCCUCGGCGGUAUAACCCUCGCCUGGUUAAUCUCCGUCGACCUCGUCGCUAUAUUCCAAUGUACACCGAUAAAGAAGGCCUGGCUGCCACAAACCCCGGGGACAUGCAUUGACCUGAAGGUGGCGUUAAUCGCAAACGGAAUCCCGAACUUCGUUACGGAUAUCCUCAUCCUUACACUUCCCGGCCGGUCCAUCUGGAAAUUACAAGCGAGUGUCUGGCAGAGGGUUUCCAUCAUAGGCGUGUUUCUGAGCGGGAGUUUGUACGAUUCCCACGCCGUUAUUUUGAACUUGGCUAGCGGUGGCAGUGUGGUCUUUGCAAGUAUCUACCGCUUCAGUCUGAUCUUCCAAGUUGACAUGGACGAUAUCCCAUGGACAAUCGCAGACGCACAAACCUGGUGCGUCGUCGAAACAUCUGCCGGGAUAAUCUCCGCCUGUCUUCCAACCGUCGUGCCGCUUAUAAAACUCCUCGCGAAAGGCGUAGUCACGACAGCGACAACGGGGCUUUCAAACACAAAUUCUCGCUCGAGGUCGAAAUCGAAUACACGCUCGAACCUGGUCAGAGGUGCGAAUGCCGAUGUGAAUGAUUCAGGGAAUGGGCACCAGCUUGCCCGCUUAGAGUCGAGGGGUGGGCUAGUUCGUGGUGUGGGCGAUAACUACAAUGUGCAGGUGGAGAGUGGAACUGGGAAUAGAAGCCGGGGGAGCUUGCAUAACGAACAUGGGAUUAGGAAGACGCAUGGGUGGACUGUUAUUGAAGCCAGUGGGGAUAGCGAUUAACUGUGCUGCUUU